UCUCCACUUCCUCCAGACAAAAAAAAAAAAAACAAAUGCAGCCAAAGAGACAGAAACCAGUUUAACCACACUGCUGUUCUCGCCGGGUACCAACCAACCGAGGGAACUCUAUAUUUUCCUUCCAACUUCCUCUCCAAUUCCUAACCUUUUUUCUUCCUUUAUCUAUCAAUCUUAAAAGUUCUUUUUUUUUUUUGAAUCUUUACCUGUGUUGGGUUCUUUCUAUAGUAUAUAUUUAUUUUUGUUUGUGACAUCUGGAGAAGGAAAAGAAAUGAGAACGGGAAAGGGAAGUCAAGAGGAGGAAGAGUACGAGGAAGAAGAGUUUGGUUCCAGGAAACAAGGGCCUUCUUCUAAUCAAACUAUGUCUGUCAACGCCAAUAACAACAUCAACAACACCAAUAAAGAUGGGAAGAACAGUGAUAAGGCUAACGCUAUACGAUCAAAACACUCUGUCACGGAGCAGAGGAGGAGGAGUAAGAUUAAUGAAAGAUUUCAAAUAUUGAGGGAUCUAAUACCGAACACUGAUCAAAAGAGAGAUACUGCUUCAUUCCUACUAGAGGUGAUAGAGUAUGUCCAAUUUUUACAGGAGAAGGUUCAAAAAUAUGAAGGUUCAUACCAGGGGUGGAGUUCUGAGCCCACGAAAUUAAUGCCAUGGAGAAAUAGUCACUGGCGUGUGCAGAGUUUUGUUGGUCACCCACAAGCUAUUAAAAAUGGUUCUGGCCCAGGGUCAACAUUUGCUGGGAAGUUUGAUGAGAAUAACAUCAAUAUCCCCCCCACAAUGAUUACAACUGCACAGGAUCCUGUAGAAUCUGAUCAUAUCAGAGAUGCUACAUCCAAAGGUAUGGAUCAGCAACUCGAGUUGGCAAACAAGGGAAUGGCUCUGCCCAUCCGAGGUGAUAAUGUGCUUGUGCAUCCCCUUCAGCGACCAGUCUCUGAGGCUCAAUCGACCGAGUGUCUUAUCAACAGCGAUACACUGAAUCAGCAGGAUGAUCUGACCAUUGAUGGAGGAAGAAUUAGCAUCUCUAGUGUAUACUCUCAGGGGUUAUUGAACUCUUUGACGCAAGCACUUCAGAGCACAGGUUUGGAUCUGUCACAGGCCAACAUCUCAGUGCAGAUUGAUCUUGGAAAGCGUGCAAAUAGAGGGCUAACAUCAGGAACAUCUGCUAAGGACCCACAGGAUUCCCCCAAUCAGGCAAUGACCCAUCUUAGAGAUGUGAGCAGUGGAGAGGAAUCUGAUCAUGCUAAAAAGCGGCUGAAGAAAUAAGACCGGCGAUGGCGUUUCCUGUAUCUUCAUUUUUACUCGGUUUUCCAUCCUGUUUUUUCGUUCUGUUUUCUGUUCAGUUUCAUUUGGCUAUUGUAUAUGCUAUGGUUCUGGUCUUUUGGGGUCCUAGUGUUAACCGAAUUCAUGGUAAGAGCAGUGCCCCUUAGAUUAUGAGAUUUCAAGGGGUGGUUAAUUCCUUGGGUUUCUGUUAGGGGGAUGCCAGUACCAUUACCUGUAUCAUGGGUGUAUCAUACGUAUUGAUUUAAAUAUAUAUAGAUAGAGAGAGAGAGAGAGAGAGCAAAUCCUCUUGAUGCCCUUUUUCCA
Molecule: messenger RNA, 1582 nt
Organism: Theobroma umbraticum
Lineage: Eukaryota; Viridiplantae; Streptophyta; Magnoliopsida; Malvales; Malvaceae
Gene: BIM2
Product: BES1-interacting Myc-like protein 2
Biological process (GO): DNA-templated transcription
Molecular function (GO): DNA-binding transcription factor activity; protein dimerization activity
Source: RefSeq, a predicted model, not a curated record